This is a messenger RNA of Xenopus tropicalis (tropical clawed frog), 3193 nucleotides long. It is a transcript of the gene cnga1, whose product is annotated as cyclic nucleotide gated channel alpha 1. Gene Ontology annotation, cellular component: membrane. The transcript has 9 exons. The coding region runs from base 420 to 2546 and encodes 708 amino acids. Gene Ontology annotation, biological process: transmembrane transport; monoatomic ion transport. NCBI's taxonomy places the organism in Eukaryota, Metazoa, Chordata, Amphibia, Anura, Pipidae. The record is from RefSeq and is a predicted model, not a curated record. Gene Ontology annotation, molecular function: intracellularly cyclic nucleotide-activated monoatomic cation channel activity; monoatomic ion channel activity.
UGCUUUAGAAUUCUUAUCCAGGUUCCUUAUGAUACCUUACAAAUUUGUGAAACCCAAAAUGCUAACUGCCCCUCUAACCCAGCUUGCUCUGUCAGCCCGCCUCAUGCCCACUUAUUACAUGCAUAAGCUGCUUCCCAGGUGAGUGGAUAAUGGUAACUGUCAGUGUAAGUUGCAUCAAGCUCCAAAUCCUGCAUUAAAUCCUGUGCAGCGUCAGGAAAAUUCUCUUUCAACACUUUAGAUGGAAGCAAUAUUCCUUAUGCUGGGAAAAAUGCAUAUUUUGGGCCUUUUCUUUUUUGAAAAAUAGCUACGUUUGGAUUUUGCUUGUCGCAGGUAUUACUCACAGUGGAUAUGGUGGCUGAUGACUGCUGAAUUUUUUGCUAAAGCAUAAGGAAUACAGGAAUCUCAGAACGGAACGCAAAAUGGCUGGAAUAAUAAAUACUCACCAUACAUAUGGCACAGUACCUAAAGUAUCCAUACAGGACAUGGAUGAAGUUCUGGAAAGGAUGGAAAAUGGUGAAUGCAGAUUUUUAAGUAAGAACAACAAUAAACCUUGUUCAUCGCAAAGCAUGGAAAGUCCUAAAUGUUACAGCAUAUAUUCAAGCAAGAAUCGUGUGCAUGCUGUGACAGCCACCCUUCAUCGGGACCAACAGCUUUCAGGGGCCAAUGCAGAUUACAAUACCAAUAACAGUAAUAAUAAGGAAGAGGAGGAGAAAAAGAAAAAGAAAAAAGAAAAGAAAGGGAAGUCUGAUCAUAAAAAAGAAAAGAAAAAGGACAAAGAGAAGAAAAAAGACAAAGAAAAAGGGGAGAAGGAAAAGAAUAAAGAUAAUGCAAAAGAGGAGAAAGAGAAGGAGAAAGAAAAAGGGAAAGCAGAAAAGGAGAAAGAGAAGGAGAAAGAAAAAGAAAAGGAAAUAAAGAAAAAAGACAUCUUUGUCAUUGAUCCUUCAGGAAACCUAUAUUACAACUGGCUCUUUUGUAUAACAAUGCCUGUCAUGUACAACUGGACUAUGAUAAUAGCAAGAGCCUGUUUUGAUGAGCUUCAACAAGACUAUUUGGAACUCUGGUUCUUCCUUGAUUAUAUGUCUGAUGCGAUUUACAUCGCUGAUAUGUUUGUAAGAACACGAACAGGUUACUUGGAGCAAGGUCUUCUCGUCAGAGAUGAAGUUAAACUCAGAGACAAAUACAAAAUGACUAUGCAGUUUAAGUUGGAUGUUUUGUCUAUUAUACCAACAGAUAUAUUGUAUUUACAGUUUGGAUUAAACUACCCAGAGCUCAGGCUUAACAAAUUACUACGAGUAGCACGUAUGUUUGAGUUCUUUCAAAGAACAGAAACAAGGACCAAUUACCCUAACAUAUUCAGAAUCUCCAAUCUUAUCAUGUACAUCGUCAUCAUUAUUCAUUGGAAUGCAUGUGUUUACUAUUCCAUUUCUAAGGCUAUUGGAUUUGGGGAAGAUACAUGGGUCUAUCCCAACACAAGUCAUCCGGAGUAUGGAAGACUGGCGAGAAAAUAUGUGUACAGUCUUUACUGGUCAACACUGACGCUGACUACUAUUGGUGAAACUCCACCACCUGUACAAGAUUCUGAAUUCUGGUUUGUUGUUGCUGAUUUCCUGGUGGGAGUUUUAAUUUUCGCUACUAUUGUCGGUAAUGUCGGUUCCAUGAUUUCAAACAUGAAUGCUGCCAGAGCUGAGUUCCAAGGGAGAAUUGAUGCUAUUAAACAGUACAUGCAUUUUCGAAAAGUGAGCAAAGAUCUAGAGAAAAGGGUCAUUAAGUGGUUUGACUACUUGUGGACAAACAAAAAAGCUGUUGAUGAAAGAGAAGUGUUGAAAUACCUACCUGAUAAGUUAAGGGCUGAAAUUGCUAUUAAUGUACACCUUGACACAUUAAAGAAAGUGCGCAUUUUUGCUGAUUGCGAAGCUGGACUUUUGAUUGAGUUGGUAUUAAAACUGCAACCUCAAGUAUACAGCCCAGGAGAUUACAUUUGUAGGAAAGGGGAUAUUGGAAGAGAAAUGUAUAUUAUCAAAGAAGGCAAACUUGCUGUUGUGGCAGAUGAUGGAAUUACACAAUUUGUGGUUUUGAGUGAUGGUAGUUACUUUGGUGAAAUCAGUAUUCUCAACAUCAAAGGAAGUAAAGCUGGUAACAGGCGAACAGCUAAUAUUAAGAGUAUAGGGUAUUCUGAUCUUUUCUGUCUGUCUAAAGAUGACCUUAUGGAGGCCCUUACUGAGUAUCCAGAUGCUAAAGCCAUGCUAGAAGAGAAAGGAAGGCAGAUUCUGAUGAAGGACGGUCUGCUUGACUUGGACAUCGCAAAUUCAGGAGCUGAUCCAAAAGAUAUAGAGGAGAAAGUAAUUCAAAUGGAAGGCUUAGUGGAAAACCUCCAGACGAAAUUUGCUAGACUUUUAGCUGAGUAUGAUUCAGCACAACAAAAACUUAAACAACGAGUAACAAAAAUUGAGAAAAUAAUAAAGCCAGAGACUGAAGCUGUAGAGAUGCUAGUUAUGGAGGAAACCAAAGAUGAAGCUGCAGGAGCACCACCACCCUCACAGGAAUAAAGCAAUUCAUAUAAAAUUGCAAAACUAACUUGUAUCAUAGGACUAUUUUGUACUAAAUAACAGAAAAGACAAGUAAAUGUACUAAUAUACCAUUUUCCCUUUUUUGUCAAAUAUUCAGGAAUAUGUACACUGUGAUAAUUGCUUCUACAGGCCAUAAGACUGCAGUAAUAAAGUGUUCAUCUGAAAAAUUCUCAACAGUUCCCUUGAUUUUAGGAAUCUAAAGGUUAGAUAUUCAGCUACAUAAAGCAUAUAUGCUCAUUUGUAUGUUUAUUGACUAGAUAAAGACGGCAUUACAGAUUUUUUUUUAAAUAAUAUUGCAGCCAGUAUUAGACUGGACUGCCAUAGAUCCCAUAGGCCCACUGUAUAUUUUUCAUGAAUUAUUUUUUAUUUACACCACAGAGCCAUGUAACUAAAUAGUAUAUUUUACACCUGGUUUGUGAAAUUGGGCCUCGGAUGCCAGGUUCUCUGUCGAGCCCUUGGAGGUCCAGUCUGACACUGACUGUAGUUCUACACAGACUUUUUAUCAACAGAGAUGAUUUGUAAUUGUAUAAUAUGUAAAAAAAAGAAUAAUCAUUUUAAAAAGCUACUUUUAGUACAAUCUGCAUUUUGUAUUUUAAUAUAUGUGAUAUACUUUCUAAAUAACUAAA